AUGCCGGCAGGUGCCAUGUCGGGUGGCGGGAAAGUACAGAACGUAAAACUCUUGCUGCUUGGCGGCCAGGGUGUGGGGAAAUCCAGCAUCGCUCUGAGGUUCGUUCGAGGAGAAUUCGAAGAAAACUCAGGGGCCACAAUUGGGGCGGCGUUUCUUACACAGGCGAUGAGUGUGUCGGGACAGACGGUUAAGUUUGAUAUCUGGGACACUGCGGGACAGUCACGUUACCAACUCUUCACUUCAAUGUAUUACAGGGGCGCGCAGGCCGCCGUGGUCGUUUACGAUUUAACAAAUAUGAAAGGCCAAUCGUUCGCUGAGGAGAACAACCUGAUAUGUAUCGAGGCUUCAGCCAAGACCGGCAUGUGUGUAGGCGACGUGUUCAUGACAAUAGACACCUUCACCGCCGAUGAGCCAAGCUUAGACACCUCCACCGCCGAUGAGCCAAGCUCAAAGGACACCUUCACCACCGAUGAGCCAAGCUCAGACUCAGAUGACCGCCAGACAGAAACCCUUGCAGCCGCAAACUUCAUCGCUGUGGAUGCUGUGGAUGAAGGGUUAUACUUCACUAUAUCCCCAUGGUAA
Molecule: messenger RNA, 582 nt
Organism: Mya arenaria
Lineage: Eukaryota; Metazoa; Mollusca; Bivalvia; Myida; Myidae
Product: ras-related protein Rab-5C-like
Exons: 7
Coding region: 1-582 (193 amino acids)
Molecular function (GO): GTPase activity; GTP binding
Source: RefSeq, a predicted model, not a curated record